AUCACUUUUCUUCACACUACCAAACUAAAAAUAUCGUCUUACUCUCAUACCUAAAUAAGUUUAAAAUCUUCUCAAGAGUUAGAAACAAAUAUGGACAAGAAAGACGCUAGCGCAAAAGCUGGUUCGGUAGCCCCCCAGAGCCAGAGCAGCACUUCAAGAAGUGGCACUCCUCCCGGUACAGGGAAUAUGGUUGCGCCCGGUUUGGGUGGUUCUGCUCACAUCCCUAGAGAUGCGUUUGAGGCCAAUCCCAAGGCUUAUUUUGACGAUCUCCAUGCCAAGGAGAAGGCAAACAAGUGAAUAAAAAAGUGUACUCAUAGUGCUUAAAAACAUAAACACUUGUUUGUUUAUGCUCCUAUUAAUAAGAAUCAUUAUCUUUAAAUAAAUGAGAAUUAUCUCUCUUCUAUGA
Molecule: messenger RNA, 406 nt
Organism: Camelina sativa (false flax)
Lineage: Eukaryota; Viridiplantae; Streptophyta; Magnoliopsida; Brassicales; Brassicaceae
Source: RefSeq, a predicted model, not a curated record